Anoplophora glabripennis (Asian longhorned beetle) is the source of this 1613-nucleotide messenger RNA. RefSeq names its product alpha-N-acetylgalactosaminidase. The transcript is spliced from 8 exons. Gene Ontology annotation, molecular function: alpha-galactosidase activity. Gene Ontology annotation, biological process: glycosylceramide catabolic process; glycoside catabolic process; oligosaccharide metabolic process. Gene Ontology annotation, cellular component: cytoplasm. NCBI's taxonomy places the organism in Eukaryota, Metazoa, Arthropoda, Insecta, Coleoptera, Cerambycidae. The record is from RefSeq and is a predicted model, not a curated record. Bases 268 to 1605 code for a protein of 445 amino acids.
UUCACACACAUCUACGGCGAAGUUCCAAAGUUACCCACGUCUGUCUGCAAUACGUACCAUUGCCAUUCUCUAACUCUUUAUUUCUCUGGGUCCCCAAUCGGUCUUUAUUCACUGUGCAGCCGCGGUCGCGAAUGGACGUGAUAGUUGACCGUAGGCGCCAUACAAUUCACUUUUACCUUCGUUUUGAAUUAACGUCAGUGAAUCAACUAGAAAGAUCGCUACAGAAAUAGUGAAAAAUCAAGGUUAUAUUUAAAUACUGUCAGUGAAAUGUUUCAAAAAUGGACCGUUCUUGGAGUAGUGGUGAUUUACCUCGUAACUAGUGCUAUUUCCCUGGAAAAUGGACUGGCAAGGACGCCACCGAUGGGAUGGCUAGCUUGGGAGCGUUUCAGGUGUAACACUGACUGCAAAAAUGACCCUGACAACUGCAUAAGUGAAAAUUUGUUUAGAACUAUGGCAGAUAUUCUUGUUAGUGAGGGUUACGCUAACGCGGGAUACGAGUACAUCAAUGUCGAUGAUUGUUGGUUAGAGAAAGAAAGAAGUAUAUUUGGAGAACUCGUUCCCGACCGGACCAGAUUUCCUAGGGGGAUGAAAGCUUUGUCAGAUUAUGUCCACUCCAAGGGUCUGAAAUUCGGAAUCUACGAGGACUACGGCAAUUACACGUGCGCGGGUUACCCGGGCGUCCUGGGAUUUCUUCAGAGAGACGCUGAUACCUUCGCGUCCUGGGACGUGGACUACGUGAAACUAGACGGCUGUUACGCGCACCCCGCGGAAAUGGACAGGGGGUACCCCGAAUUCGGUUACCACCUGAAUCGAACGGGUAGGCCGAUGAUCUAUUCGUGUAGUUGGCCCGUGUAUCAGAUUUACGCCGGUAUGCAGCCUAACUUUUCCUCGAUAAUCCAGCACUGCAACAUGUGGAGGAAUUUCGAUGAUAUCCAGGACUCCUGGGCCAGUGUGGAGAGUAUAGUAGAUUAUUACGGGAACAACCAAGAUGUCAUCGUUCCCAAUGCGGGACCGGGACACUGGAAUGACCCUGAUAUGUUGAUAAUCGGAAAUUUCGGAUUAAGUUACGAACAGAGCAAGACGCAAAUGGCCUUAUGGGCAAUUUUAGCAGCACCACUGCUUAUGUCGGUAGAUUUAAGAACAAUACGACCAGAGUACAAAGCCAUUUUACAAAAUAAGAAAAUCAUAGCUGUAGAUCAAGAUCCCCUGGGUAUACAAGGAAGGCGUAUUUACAAGCACAAAGGGAUUGAAAUUUGGUCACGACCAAUAACGCCGCUGUACCAAAACUACUUCUCUUAUGCGAUAGCAUUUGUCAACAGGCGGACAGACGGAACACCGUCUGAUGUAGCCGUUACCCUCAAAGAGUUGGGGCUUACAUCACCUACGGGUUAUAGAGUCGAAGACUUAUACGAAGAUGUAGAUUACGGUGUACUGUCACCACAAACGAAAAUAAAAGUGAAAGUGAAUCCAUCAGGUGUCGUAAUAUUGAGAGCGGACGUGCAACCAGACGUGAACAGAAACAGGAUACAACCAUUCUUCACGACGCAACGGACGACUUUCAAUCCUAUAAACCAGGUGUUCAGGGUGCGAAAUAAUGGAUUUUAAAAAUUCAU